GUAAUGUGUAGAUUAGCCACUGGGAUAGAAAGGAAUAUUCUCCAAUUCCUCGCGUUUUCCAUUCGAAAUAUGCAACUUUUGUGAUUAUCUUUAGUUCUUAAUGAGUGAAAAAGACCCAGAGAUGACGUACAAUUGGUGGGAUUGUAGUGAAUUGAUAGAGAAGAUUGAGGAGGAUGCAGCAUUAGUGGUGAAAGCCAAAGACAUCUGUACAGAGUUGAUCAAGAAGACGUAUAGCAUCACUGAUCUGGUGGAAAAGCUGGGUCCACUGCUGACAUCUAAGAACACUUCCCAUCGUGCCCGGACGAUGGAUCUCUUUUCGGAGAUCCUCAAGAAUCUGCCCCGGAAUUUCCUGUCAGAUGUUCAGUUGAAGUUUAUCUUGACAUUUUAUGCUGACAGGACAAAGGACCAUCAUUCUGUGGUCCCUGCCAUCUUGGGGGGAACCCUUGCAAUGGCCCGGAUGGAGAGCGUUCCGGAAGAGGAGUUUGUGGGGUUAUUUAUGACUCUAAUCAGUGGUUCUGUUACCUGUCAGAGUCAGACACGGGGGGAUAGGGAAAUUUUCUAUGAGGUUAUUGAAUUCUGCUCUCGGACCUACCUGAACAGGUUAACUUUCACGAAGGAUGAAUUCCUGCAGGGAGUGAUUGCAGCAUUGGAAGGGGAAAGGGAUCCACGGAAUCUUCUCCGAAUCUUCACAUUCAUGCCAAAAGUGAUGGAGCUGUAUCCACUUGGGCACUGGACUGAGGAGAUGUUUGAAGUUUUUGCCUGCUACUUUCCUGUGGACUUUCAUCCUCCAGCCAAUGUUCCGAAUCCCAUCACGAGAGAUCAACUGGCUGAACGGCUGCUCACCUGUCUGACUGCCUGCAAGGAUUUUGUGGAAUUUGCCAUUCCGCUGGCUGUUGAAAAGCUCGAGAGUCAGAUCAAAGUGUCCAAACUCGAUUCCCUGCAGCUCCUGGCCAAAUGCGCAGCUCUGCACGGUGCUGAACCCUUUGAGGAAUCCUUCCCUAACAUCUGGCUGAGUCUCAAGGGGGAAGUUAUGCUAGGAGCCAAUGAAGAGGUCAUGGAAAAAGCUCUGGAAACCAUCCGGACGAUUUUUUCAGCUGCUGGAACCUCCAAGACUUUGACGGAAAACCUCCUGAAUGUGAUACUCCAUUCGGUAACCAUCUCCCUCUGCGAUACCAAUCUGCGGCUUUUCGCUCCAGCCUGCAAGGUUGUAGUAGCUUGCUGCAGCAGGAAUUCCCAUGCUUCCGUCUGCGCAGCUAAUAAACUCCUGCCGAUGUUCCUGGCGCAGAUCCUCGAAGAGGACACUACGGAUGUCCAAAAAAGGAUUCUGCUAAAGUUCCUCAGUGAGAUUGGAGGAAUCUGCCGUGAGGGCGGAGUUUUGGGAGAAAUUGACGCAGGAACGAGGGAAAAGAUCCAGGAAGUCUUCAAAGACUGCUUCAGCAACAAUGGAAAGUUCAAGGAAAUCGCUUUUGAAGGACUCAGUCAGCUGUCGGAAUUGCUGGAAGAGCCCCAACGUCAAGUAGUUUAUCAGAAUCUCCUGGACACUUUGCAAAGUGGAGCUGACAUUCGAGUGGAAUCUGUGGUCAGGAGAUUUGCUCAAAGUCACCAAGAGGAAUUGACUGAGAAAGUUGUGAUGAGUCUACUAUCUAAGGACUUCCUCAACCCAUCGAAUUCUGCAGGAAUAUUCCGGUGCGUCGUCUGUCUAAUAAGACUUUGGAAGUCUUCGGAGAUCCUCUACAGAUUCCUCCUGGACAGCGCGUUUGAAAAUCCCACUUCUGAAGUAAAACUGACAGCUUUGAAGAGCAUCCAGGAACUGCUGAAAGAAUCCGGAGAAAGGACAAUAUCCCAAGAAUUCGUUUCUACAUUCGGAAUCAUCGAGAAAAUCGUGAAAUUCCUGCGAGAACAACCAGAUCUUCCUACUGAAAUUCUCCUGACCACAUCGGACGUCCUUAAGCUCUGCGUCCGGACCCUCAAUCAAGAGCAACAAAGUGAGGUCCUUACGCAAUUCCUUCCAGAUUUAGCACCUCACAGAGGAAAUGAACUGUUCCUCUUUGACGGAUUGAUAGGUCAGCUUUGUCCAGAAGUUGACAUAUCAGCUCAUUUUCAUCAGAUCACCAAGGAUUUAAUCGAAUACGCUGUUGAAAUUUCCCGGGGAGAAGUCAGUUCCAGUGCCAAUCUGGAAGUUUGCAACAAACUCCUCUGCUCUCUGUUCAAUCGAUCUGUUCAGGAUUCUGUCUUCGAGGAGACCCUUUCUCAGUCAAUCAACUACCUAAACCGCCAGAUUGAAGUGAAUUCCCUGGGAAUUGUAACGUUCGCCUGGAUUUUCAAAGGAUUACUAGUGAAGGGACAUCGGAAAACCACUACCCUUAUCAAGGACUUUGUUACACAUCUCAAUGUGGAUCCCCUGAAAGACGACACAGUUGCAGGUUUCAGAGUCCUGGCCAAAUCCGCAGACGACGUCAACCUCCCCAAUGUGCGUCCCUUCCAUCAACAGAAACUCUUCGAACUCGUCCUCAAAAAUAUGGCUACAGAAGUCAAAUAUACCCCAUCGCAACUGGCAGCUCUGGCAGAGAUCCUUUUGCAUCUCCCCAUGAAGGUUAUCACGAUAAAUCUUCCGAGAAUUGGACAGAUUCUCUUCCAGUGUCUCGAAUGUGAGAACAAUCAAACCCUCCUGAUCACUCUAACCCUCAUCAAUCGUCUACUUAAAGAAGAAAGUAACUUCUGUCGAAACCACCUGCAAACUCUCAUUCCACGAUGCCUCCAACUGAGCACCUUGAAGGGAUCACUUAAAAUCCGACUUUCAGCCCUGGAUUUUCUCUUCAGCAUCACCAAGACCUUGGAUACGGUCCUCCUGAUACCCUUCAAACAGGACGUAAUUUACGGUCUUCAAAACGUCCUGGAUGACCACAAGAGACUGGUGAGAACAGCAGCUGUUAGGGCUAGAACUGCCUGGUUUGUCUUCGAUGCGACUUCAAAGACAAACUAAUUUGCAGGUAGGAAGUGUAAAGUACGUAAAAUGUUGUUAAACAUGUGACAAGAAAUAUACUUAAAUUGAUUUUAUGGAAA
Phlebotomus papatasi is the source of this 3063-nucleotide messenger RNA. RefSeq names its product MMS19 nucleotide excision repair protein (gene Mms19). The coding region runs from base 101 to 2983 and encodes 960 amino acids. The transcript has 3 exons. Lineage: Eukaryota; Metazoa; Arthropoda; Insecta; Diptera; Psychodidae. Gene Ontology annotation, cellular component: cytosolic [4Fe-4S] assembly targeting complex. The record is from RefSeq and is a predicted model, not a curated record. Gene Ontology annotation, biological process: iron-sulfur cluster assembly.